Molecule: messenger RNA, 385 nt
Organism: Ceraceosorus bombacis
Lineage: Eukaryota; Fungi; Basidiomycota; Exobasidiomycetes; Ceraceosorales; Ceraceosoraceae
Source: the annotation of a GenBank genome assembly
AUGCACCUCGACGUGGUGAUUGGCGAGUCCAAGCCGGACAAUUCCUCGCGUGAUAGGCAGCACAUUGUGGAUCUGGCAGGAAGGGUUCGAAUGUUGAACGACAGGCUUAGGGAUAUAAGAAAGGAGCAGCAAUUUCAAAGAGAGAGGGAGGCUGAUUUUAGAGACCUUAGCGAACUCACUAAUAGCAGAGCUAUUUGGUGGAGCGCUAUUCAGGCCGUCGUCCUCAUCGCUACUGGCGUGUGGCAAUUGAGGCACUUGACAGUGAGUAGAGGCAAGCAAGCAGACAGAAGAGCGGCUCUGCAAAAUGCGACAGGUUCGCCAAUGCUGAAGAUUAUCCGUUCCCUACCUCACGCAGGUCUUUUUCAACGAAAAGAAGCUGAGAUGA